CUAAGUCGAAUUUGUUCAGACUAUGCUUUCCUUACUUCUAGACUAAUUCGCCAUUCCUCAAAUCCUUUGUCCUUCCUACUUAGAAUAAUAUUGUUUUAUCACUGAGUGGAUCCGGUGCUGCGGCAGCACUUCUUCACCCCAAUGGAAGGAUCUAUCAGUACGGAUCACGGGUUGAAAUCCUGGCUCACGACACCCAUGGAAACAACAAAUACGCCAAAAUGUGGUACAAGGGCGUCAGUUUCACGUCCGAACAGUGCGCUUUAUUCUACCUGGUUGAUACCGCUGGAACGAGAACGACUACCGACACAUUUUCCGACAUGAGUCAGGACUUUUCUCUGAGCGUCUUUUACUCAGAAUCUCGACACGGCCCAGCCUGUCUCCAGGAAGCUGCAACCGCCCUUAGCGCCGCUCAAUACUGGCUCACUGACGAAGGUGUUGAAAAUUGGAUAAUAAACAACGUCAGAGUUUCCCAAACUCCCGACGGGCUUGUUAGAAUUGCAAGAAAUAGUAACAAGUAUCAACUCCGUACGUCGCCAAGCAACGGCACAGCGUCUCUUACAACUCCCUUUUUACACUGCACGGCAUCUUUGGGACAAACUUCGCACUUGUUUGUCCGCAGGGGCGAAAGACGCAUGCAUUACGACGGAACAAGUUUUAUAGUCCGAAACGCUGGUCAUAGCGCCGGUUUUGAUGACAACAAUCAAUUGAAAGUUUACUAAACUAAUUAUCAUGAAUUCGGUCACACACUGCUCAGCCGAAUGAAAAUUUAUUUGGAGAUUAUUACUUUCUAUUGGUAAAAUAUUUUUCUACAUGGUUUGUUUUGUGAGAAAGAGGGGGCUCGGCAUUUGCUUUAAACAUUAUAUUCAUUGUGCCAAGAAAUUUCGGCAAGGGAAUUGUUACGACGCCUCAAGUAUCGGGAAAGUAAUCACGAUCGGCAACAAGAUUACGCUUGAAAUAUAAUUAAGGCAUUGUUCAACAUCUAGAAGAAGUUUAUGAUCGAAAAAGAUACGGAGUCUUAACAGCCGUUUUUUUUAAGUUAGAAAUUUAAUUGAAUUCUUUUCAGAAUAAUAAGUUUAGUAAUUUAAUUGAUAGCCACUUAUGAUCCGUACGCACAUGCGGAGAACCCAGUGUUUUUUUUUUUUCAUUUCCAGAACAUUACAAUUUUAAGGCUUAUUUGUUCAAGGAGCCAAUUGUUUAAUGCACGAUUCAUAUUUACGUAAACGAUAUUCUCUACACCAAUGUGCACUUUUCAAUAAAAAUAUAGAAAAUGAAACGCAUCAAAUUUGUUGGUAUGUAAUGUUAGAUACUAACUUUAAUUAUCAAAUGUGGGGCUACUUCAACAGUUCAGAUAUUUGUUGGACCAAUCAUACUCAUUCAGAAUCUGAAGAUUCUUCGAAUCUCUCUGGUAAAUCAGGAUUGUAAUUAUCCAGUUGGUUCAUUUCUAACGCUUCCUCAUCUGAUGAAUCAGUGUCAAACCCAUGUCCAAUUUUUGCUCGAGAUUUGUCUGGGAAACUUUUCCUACAAUGUAACAUUGGCAAAUAUCUUACGCAGUUUACGACAAAAAGAAAAGCAUACUAGCAUUCCACUCUACUGAACACAGAUCAAACGAAAAGUGGGGGAAUCCAAUUGGACUAACAAUACCAUCCAGAAUAAAAAAAUCAGCAGCACGUGACAGAAUAUUCAUGAUAAGCGUGGUUAAAAUGUGGAUUUAGCGAAGCAGAAAUGAACAAUUACCAGCAUCUUGUACU
Messenger RNA from Diprion similis, 1748 nucleotides. RefSeq lists its product as uncharacterized. The record is from RefSeq and is a predicted model, not a curated record. Bases 219 to 719 code for a protein of 166 amino acids. The transcript is spliced from 4 exons. Lineage: Eukaryota; Metazoa; Arthropoda; Insecta; Hymenoptera; Diprionidae.